GACAGUCCAGGGUCAGUCCUUUUUCAACUGCAACAGAGUUACACGUGAACUGGUCGCCAGAAAUCCCUGUAUCUACAAGAACAGUUUGUCAAAUUCUCUCACACGGUGUUCUCCAUGGUCAAAUUAGUGCAUAGAAACCAGGAUUAUACAGAAGACAACAACAAAUCGAGUUGCAUUUGUUAAGGUCCACAGCUUGCAGGAAGGAUGGACGAUGAAAAGUGGCAGAAGGUUGAUUUUCUGAUGAAUCAUCCAUUGAACUGCAUCCCAAUCAACGUAAAUCCUGCAGAAGCCGCACUGACCCAAGAUUCACCAAGAAAACAGUCAGGUUUGGUGAAAUAAAAUUCAUGGUUUGGGGUUACAUCCAGUAUGGGAUGUACGAGAGCUCUGCAGAGUGGAUGGAAACAUCAACAGCCUGAAGGAUCAAGAAAUUCUUGCUGCCCAUUACAUCCCAAACUAUAAGAGAGGGCAAAUUCUGCAGCAGAAUGGCGUUCCUCCUCAUACUUCAGCCUCCACAUCAAAGUUCCUGAAAGCAAAGAAGGUCCAGGAGCUCCAGGAUUGGCCAGCUCAGUCACCAGACAUGAACAUUAUUGAGCAUGUCUGGGGUAAGAUGAAGGAGAAGGCUUGGAAGAUAAAACCGAAGAAUGUUGAUGCACUCUGGGAGACCUGCAAGACUGUUUUCUUUGCCAUUUAAGAUGACUUUAUCAAUAAGUUAUUUGAGUCAUUGAUGAGACGUAUGGAUGCAGUCCUCCAGGCUCUGGAAGUCAUUCACAAUAUGAAUUAUUUUUUGCAAGACACCAUGACUUAAUGUUCUGAUGUUUUUGUAGCAUAUUUGUGUAUUCAGAAUAAAGUAUAUGUAUAAUUUCAACAUUAUUUUUGUAUGCGACAAGACUUUUGUCCAAGCAAAAUCUGACCUUUCUGUCCUAAUUAAAUGAUAAAACUCAAUGAAUGAUACAAAACUUUAUUUUGGCAUAAUAAAUAUAAUCUAGAGGGCUUUGGGGCUGCACAGUGACGUAGUGGUUAGCACUUUCGCCUUGCAGCAAGAAGAUCCCUGGUUCAAAUCCCGGCCUGGGCCUGGGAUCUUUCUGCAUGGAGUUUCCAUGUUCUCCCUGUGGAUGUGUGGGUUUUCAGGUUCUCCAGUUUCCUCACACAGUCCAAAAACAUGCUGAGGUUAAUUGGCAACUCUAAAUUGUGCGUGUGAAUGUGAGUCAUUGAUCAACUUGCCCAUCAUAAUCCACAUCUCUCAUAUUCAGUAAGGACUUCUGAAGAUGGAUAAAGGAGAAGAACCAGCUCCACCCUACACCGCCAACUAUGGAGCAGCGCCUCCACCAGGGAUGUACCCUCAGCCGGGCUUCAUCCCUGCAGGAGCUCCCCCUGCUGGAUACCAGGCAGUCCAAACAGGUCAGGUGAUAGUAACUCCAGCACUACAGGACAUCCCAGGACAAACCGUGUGUCCCCACUGCCAGCAGUCAGUGACCACCACCACAGUGUUCAAACCAGGCCUGCUGACCUGGGCUGUCUGCGGCGGCCUUGCCUUCGUUGGGUGCUGUUGCUGGAUCCCAUUCUGCAUUGAUGCCUGUAAAGAUGUGGAGCACAGCUGUCCAUCCUGUCACAGUGUUAUCCACAUACACAAGCGAAUGUGAAACCAUCCCCUGAAAGAUGACCUGAGUGUCAGUGUUUUUCUGGAGCUUAUUUAUAGCCCUACUGACCCAAAAACAUUCCUGGGAUGUUGGACAAAAUGGUUCAAAACUGAACUCCUGACUGCUCAUUAUGUGACUCUUUCCCGCUCAGUAUGAAUGAGAAAACCAUGGACAGUUAUUUUCAGCAAUCAGUGGAACCUUUGUAAUUGAAGAAAGAACACAAACCAACACACAGGAAAAUAAAAUGAACUGUCUGCUGUAGUUAUAAGUUGUUGUUUGAACAGAAGUGACUCCUGCUGGUUGUUGAACGUCUCACAUUGUCUGCUGUGCAUCUUUAUGCUUCCUCUCUGCUCCAAUGCCUCACAUUGUUCCUGUUGUCUUUUCUUGUUCCACUUGCUUUUCAUUUUUAUGUUUGCCUGAUUGAGUUUACACAGAUUUGAUUGUUUUCUUUCAAAAUUAAAUUAUCGAAUGUAAUCUGUCAGAUCAUAAUAAAGUGAGUCUGUGAGCUGA
Messenger RNA from Acanthochromis polyacanthus (spiny chromis), 2147 nucleotides. RefSeq names its product LITAF domain-containing protein-like. The coding region runs from base 1266 to 1640 and encodes 124 amino acids. Gene Ontology annotation, molecular function: zinc ion binding. Lineage: Eukaryota; Metazoa; Chordata; Actinopteri; Pomacentridae. The transcript has 3 exons. The record is from RefSeq and is a predicted model, not a curated record.